UUACAAUCAAAUCAGUGAUUUCUUUCACUAGCUGGUAACCAGAGAUAGAUUCAGAUGGGGAGAUUGAGAAGAAGUGCAAAUUUGAGAGUUGAAUACAUGUUUCUGAAUAUAACUGGCAUAGUUUGGAAUUGGUAGAUUGGGAGUGCAAAAGCAAGAUCGAUGGAAAAAUGCAUGCUUGUGGCCACGAUGCUCAUGUUACUUGGAGCAGCUAGACUGAUUCAGAACAGAAGGGACAAGUUAAAGGUGCUCACUGUUGCAUUUGUAGAUGGUGGUCAAGCCGGUAAUGUAAUCCCCGAAAGUGUAAGGUUUGCUGGCACCUUCCGGUUCAUGACAUUAGAAGGAUAUUCGUAUCUUAAGCAGAGGAUCAAAGAGAAAUGCUUGCUACUGAGUACUGACAGAUCAUUGAGACUCAAUCAGGAGUACAUGAGUUAUUCUGCCACUGUCGAUUUCAUGGAAGAAAUGAGGCCAUAUCCACCAACUAUAAAUGAUUCCACUAUCUAUGAUCAUAAUCAAAGAGUUGGAGAAAUCUUGUUUGGCAAUACAUUCCCCAGCUUUGAUGGCUGCAGAGGACUUGGGGUUCUAUUGGCAACUGCAUUCUUUUUCAUUGGGACACAAAAUAAAACAAUCUCAUCUUCUGUUAAAGGUUUGCACUCCCUGUACUUCACCAUUGAUGAAGAAGUUCUUCCCAUAGGAGCUGCCCUCCAUGCUGCUUUUGCCAUAUCUUACUUGGAUACACAUUUUAAGUCAAGAGUAACACAAUAGAUUGGUGAUUAUUACUGUUUGGUAAUUGAACAAUCAUUUGCGACUUUAUUUAUUAGCAGAAAAAUCUGUAAGCUUGAUAUCCCAUUCUACAUCAAAUGAUGCUUUACUUUAGGAUUUUUGUUACUAUUUUUAAUAAG
This is a messenger RNA of Solanum tuberosum (potato), 899 nucleotides long. Its product is annotated as IAA-amino acid hydrolase ILR1-like 7. Gene Ontology annotation, cellular component: endoplasmic reticulum. The transcript is spliced from 4 exons. The coding region runs from base 160 to 762 and encodes 200 amino acids. Gene Ontology annotation, biological process: auxin metabolic process. The record is from RefSeq and is a predicted model, not a curated record. Gene Ontology annotation, molecular function: IAA-Ala conjugate hydrolase activity. NCBI's taxonomy places the organism in Eukaryota, Viridiplantae, Streptophyta, Magnoliopsida, Solanales, Solanaceae.